Molecule: messenger RNA, 2084 nt
Organism: Nomascus leucogenys (northern white-cheeked gibbon)
Lineage: Eukaryota; Metazoa; Chordata; Mammalia; Primates; Hylobatidae
Gene: GPR108
Product: G protein-coupled receptor 108
Exons: 18
Coding region: 923-1828 (301 amino acids)
Biological process (GO): transport
Cellular component (GO): membrane; Golgi apparatus
Source: RefSeq, a predicted model, not a curated record
UCCCGGGAUCCCCUUCGGUCCUCCGGAUGGAGUUGCCGGGCCAGCCUCGCUGGGGUCGGCCCCCUCCCUUCGGGGGCGGGGCUCCAUCUCUUGGGGACUACACCCCUCUCCCCCCACUGGGUCUUAGUCCUUUAAAUUCUUGGAAUCACUUUUGGGGCGCUAGAGACCCUUGGAGCCGCACAGCGGGGUCCUGGGGGGCUAUAGAGUGGGGUCCUCUGGGCACGUAAUGGGAUUUGGGGGGUUCCGUUGAAAUGUUGCUGGGAGCUCAACUGGAAUCUAAAAGUUCUUCGGGGAGGUGAAGGCCAGGCACGCCGAGGGGGAGAAGCGAGCAGACAUCCAGCUGAACAGCUUCGGUUUCUACACCAAUGGCUCCCUGGAGGUGGAGUUGAGCCUCCUGCGGCUGGGCCUCCGGGAGGCAGAAGAGAAGUCCCUGCUGGUGGGGUUCAGUCUCAGCCGGGUUCGAUCUGGCAGAGUUCACUCCUAUUCAACCCGGGAUUUCCAGGACUGCCCUCUCCAGAAAAACAGUAGCAGUUUCCUGGUCCUGUUUCUCAUCAACACGAAGGAUCUGCAGGUCCAGGUGCGGAAGUAUGGAGAGCAGAAGACGUUGUUUAUCUUUCCCGGGCUCCUCCCGGAAGCACCCUCUGAACCAGGGCUCCCGAAGCCACAGGCCACAGUCCCCCGCAAGGUGGAUGGCGGAGGGGCCUCUGCAGCCAGCAAGCCCAAGUCAACACCCGCAGUGAUUCAGGGUCCUAGUGGGAAGGACAAGGACCUCGUGUUGGGCCUGAGCCACCUCAACAACUCCUACAACUUCAGUUUCCACGUGGUGAUCGGCUCUCAGGCGGAAGAAGGCCAGUACAGCCUGAACUUCCACAACUGCAACAAUUCAGUGCCAGGAAAGGAGCAUCCAUUCGACAUCACGGUGAUGAUCCGGGAGAAGAACCCCAAUGGCUUCCUGUCGGCGGCGGAGAUGCCCCUUUUCAAGCUCUACAUGGUCAUGUCCGCCUGCUUCCUGGCCGCCGGCAUCUUCUGGGUGUCCAUCCUCUGCAGGAACACGUACAGCGUCUUCAAGAUCCACUGGCUCAUGGCGGCCUUGGCCUUCACCAAGAGCAUCUCUCUCCUCUUCCACAGCAUCAACUACUACUUCAUCAACAGCCAGGGCCACCCCAUCGAAGGCCUUGCCAUCAUGUACUACAUCGCACACCUGCUGAAGGGCGCCCUCCUCUUCAUCACCAUUGCUCUGAUCGGCUCAGGCUGGGCCUUCAUCAAGUACGUCCUGUCGGAUAAGGAGAAGAGGGUCUUUGGGAUUGUGAUCCCCAUGCAGGUCCUGGCCAACGUGGCCUACAUCGUCAUCGAGUCCCGCGAGGAGGGCGCCAGCGACUAUGUGCUGUGGAAGGAGAUUUUGUUCCUGGUGGACCUCAUCUGCUGCGGCGCCAUCCUGUUCCCCGUAGUCUGGUCCAUCCGGCAUCUCCAGGACGCGUCUGGCACAGACGGGAAGGUGGCGGUGAACCUGGCCAAGCUGAAGCUGUUCCGGCAUUACUAUGUCAUGGUCAUCUGCUACGUCUACUUCACCCGCAUCAUCGCCAUCCUGCUGCAGGUGGCUGUACCCUUUCAGUGGCAGUGGCUGUACCAGCUCUUGGUGGAGGGCUCCACCCUGGCCUUCUUCGUGCUCACGGGCUACAAGUUCCAGCCCACAGGGAACAACCCGUACCUGCAGCUGUCCCAGGAGGACGAGGAGGAUGUUCAGAUGGAGCAAAUAAUGACGGACUCUGGGUUCCGGGAAGGCCUCUCCAAAGUCAACAAAACAGCCAGCGGGCGGGAACUGUUAUGAUCACCUCCACAUCUCAGACCAAAGGGUCCUCCUCCCCCAGCAUUUCUCACUCCUACCCUUCUUCCACAGCGUAUGUGGGGAGGUGGAGGGGGUCCAUGUGGACCAGGCGCCCAGCUCCCCGGGACCCCAGUUCCCGGACAAGCCCAUUUGGAAGAAGAGCCCCUUCCUCCCCCAAGUAUUGGGCAGCCCUGUCCUCACCCUGGGACCACCCCUCCCUUCCAGCUAUGUGUACAAUAAUGACCAAUCUGUUUGGCUA